Psylliodes chrysocephalus is the source of this 498-nucleotide messenger RNA. The record is from the annotation of a GenBank genome assembly. NCBI's taxonomy places the organism in Eukaryota, Metazoa, Arthropoda, Insecta, Coleoptera, Chrysomelidae.
AUGCGAAAAUUGUCAAAUAACUUUCAAAUCAACAUGAACUCCUUAACCGUUUUAUUGUUCUGUGCUGGUGUUAUUGCAGCGAUAAACGGGGCUGUGUUAAAUCCAGCUGCACAGUAUCAAAAGUUCUCCAACGAAUGCAAAUCCUCUACCAAUACAGAUGAAAAGGAGAUUGAAAAAAUAUUUAACGGCGAUCCAAUAGAAGCUAACGUAGUAGGUGAUCAUGUGCUGUGCAUAUUCAAUAAAUUUAACAUUGAAAACGAUAACGGGGAUAUUGAUCAAGAAAAGUUUAGGAAGGCCUUAGCUGUAUUCACCCCAGAACACGACAAACAUGAUCUAGUUCUCAAAAACUGUUUAGUUAAAAAAGGAGCCACACCCCAAGAAGUAGCAGUGGAACUUGUUAAAUGUACUCGAAAUUACGUCACGUUACUACGUCCAAAUGCCAAUGCUGUUUAAAAAAUAUUUUAACGUUUUCUCAUUAAAAAAUUAAUUAUAUAAAUA